ACAACACACACACACACACACGGAAGGAGCUCUCUCACUCACACACACACACACACACACACACACACUUCUUAUUUCUCUUACAUGCUUUUAAGAACUGGCGACAACCAAAGCUGCAGCUUCGCCUCAGUAUGGCGCUCUGGAUGCAGAUUUCCCAGAAGCUCCCUUAUUUUCUCAAUGAGACCCUGCUGGAGCUCUACCCCACAGAGACGUUCCCCAUAGAUGUCAGGCACUAUCUGGCCAACUGGAUUGAGGAGCAGAGAUGGGAGGACUUUGACGUCGAUAACCCGGAACAAGAACCACAGGCUCUCCAGCUGCUGGAGCGAAUGAUGGAGCUUCUGCAGGAAGUGGCGUUCCAAAACCCCAAUGUGGUGGAGAAGGUCAAGCUCCAACACAUCUGCAGGAACAUGGGGAUAUUUCAGUCGCAACCUUUGGAACUGGUGAGGACCGUGCGAGAUAUUCUGAGGAAAGAGAGACACCUGCUUCGACAGCCUUUGCAGGUCUUUCCACAAAUGCCUGCACCAGUAAAUGGUACCCCACGGCACCCCAGAGAAGCCAGCAGCCAUGACGUGGACAGCCUGGUGCUAAAGGUGUUGGAGAUUCAGAGCUGCCGUCAGCAGAUUCACCAGCUCCAGGAAGAACUCAACUGGGAGAAGCAAGAAGCAGAGCCCAUGCAGGGCCAAAACGAGCUGGAAGUCAAACAGCCAGAUCAGGUCACUAAACAGAAUCGCAUAGCACAGCUGGAGUGGAAAUAUCAAGGCUUUACGAAGAAGCGUCUGCAGUUGCUGCAGGAGGCAGUGUGUAAUCUGGAGCAGUGCCAAACCCGUCUCAUUCACUGCAUUAAAUCUUGGCGCUGGGAGCAGCUCCGCUCCACCAUUGGCCGUAGUUUCGACGACAAUCUCCUCCCUUUGCAAACAAGGUGUGAACAGUUGCUGGGUGUGAAUGGCAAUUUGAGACAGGAGCUCAUGUUGGUGAAAAGGGAACAUGGAAGUGGUGAACACAUUCACAAGCUGGAAGAAAGCCUGAACCGCCUUCUGCAGACUCUCAUCCAAAACUCCUUGGUGGUGGAGAAGCAGCCCCCUCAGGUGAUUAAGACCCAAUCCAAGUUCUCCAGCACUGUGCGCUAUCUUCUGGGAGAGAAAGUGGCUCCUGGGAAGCCGGUGCUCCUGAAGGCACAGAUCAUCACGGAGUCACAGGCCAGAAACAUCGGACAAGGGCUUAUACCAAAUGAGAACGUAGGAGACCUGAUUAACAGCACCGCCAUUUUGGAACACAACACAACCAGCAAGAGCACAUGUGCGACUUUCAGGAAUAUGUCCAUCAGGAAGAUCAAGCGUGCAGACAGGAAGGGCUCGGAGUCAGUAACGGAGGAGAAGUUCGCUUUGCUUUUCACUUCAGAGAUAACCAUCACAGGCUGUGACAGUCCUUACAGUGUCCAGGUGAUCUCACUUCCUGUUGUUGUAAUCGUACAUGGCAGUCAGGAGAACAAUGCUAUGGCCACCAUCAUUUGGGACUGUGCAUUCUCUGAAGCUAACAGGAUCCCAUUCGUGGUGCCUGAUCGAGUGCCCUGGAGCCAGAUGUCUGAUGCUCUGAACUGUAAGUUCAUGUCCGAGGUGCAGACCACGCACGCGUUAGACAUAGGCAACUUACACUGCCUCGCUCAGAAGAUCUUCGACAAGCCGGACAAUUCAGAGGACUUCAGCAACACACCGGUGUCCUGGGCUCAGUUCAACAAGGAAGUUCUGCCUGGGCGAAACUUCACCUUCUGGCAGUGGUUUGAAGGAGUGAUUGAUCUGACCAAAAAAUGCCUAAAGGCUUACUGGAGUGAUGGACUCAUCCUUGGCUUUAUUGGGAAGCAGCACCUUCACAUCAUUUUGCAGGACCAACCCAGCGGCACGUUUCUGCUGCGCUUCAGUGACUCGGAAAUCGGUGGCAUCACCAUUGCCUACGUCGGCCUCAGUGAUGGUGGAUGCAGGAAAAUCCAGAACAUCCAACCUUUCACCAAAAAAGACCUGGACUCAGUCGGCCUUGGCGAUCGUAUUCGGGACAUCGGCUUGAUCUCACAAGUAUAUUCACAUGCACCAGGACGAUCUGCACGACUCAUGUCAAAAAAUGAAGCAUUUAAAAAAUUUUAUACAGUUCCAUCUGCGCCACACCCAGACGGAUACCUGCCCUUCAAGCUCACCACUGUGGUCGAUCAGGAACCUGGAUCUGUCAUGGUACCUCAGGCUGAAUCAAUGCAGGAACCAUUCUGCAUGUCCCAGGAUACAAUGUUUAAUAUGCAAACUUCUGUCUCUCUCCCCCCGACUUCAUUCGCUCCGUCAUAUCCCGAUGUCACCAUGAAUAACCAAGGAGAAAUGUACCCUUCUGUCUACAGCAGUAGCAUGGAUUUUAAUUACCAACAAUAAAAAAAAAUCAGCUGCAAAUAUCAGAUUUGGUAAGUCGGAACCCCUUUUUGUUAUCAGGACACAAGAAGCACCAAGUAUGGAUCUGGAGGAAAUUCUCUCCAAUUUGAACACUCAGUUAUGAUACGAAAGACUGCAGGCUGCAGCAGAAGCCCCAUGCAGAAGCAGAAGCAGAGCAUUAUGUGCAAAAACACACGCUAACAUGCUUUGGGGCAUAGAAUGAGUUAUUAAAGCUCCCUGGGGAUGGAUCUUGGCUCUUCUCCAUUGUAUCAACGAUAUCCAGUGGCCUGCUACACUAAGGAUGUACAGAACAGUGCACAUGCUUUUGCCAGAACUUUAUUUAUCACACCUGUGAUAUUGAAGUUUGGGUUAUACAUGCAGGCUUAAAGGCACAUUUAAGAUGAAAUUUCCAUUAAAAGAGUAAAUAAAUACGAAAUGAGAAAUGAAUUGGUCUGAACAGUAACCGAUGGUAAAUGCAGAAGUGAAUAAUGGAGCCUAAUAUUGGCUGCUUUCUGUUUUCCACACUGGGCAUGUACGUUGUUUACUUUUCUUUCGUACAGUUUGGCCAGUGGAGCGACUCGUAAAUGAAAACUCAAAAUGUUGUUUCGAGUACCUUUAAGCCUGUAAAUGGUGUGAUGGUAAAAACCAAGGACAAUCGUUCUAUGUUUCUUUUUUCUUUUGCCAAAUAGGAAGGAAAUUACACACAUUUCUCAGAGGAACUGAGAAAUUCAGCUUGCACAGUUCCUGACAUACGCCAAACUCUCUUAAAGCCACAGUGAGGACUUUGCAGUGUCAUCUUUCAUAGUGUUUAUAAAAAAAAGGGAUAGAUCAGAAUUUGUAUUUCACUGGCUGUUGGUUUUUUAAUUUAUUUACACUUAGUCAUUUGGCACGUGCUCUUACAAAAUGUGCAAUCCGAAGAACUUGGAGAAUCUGUACGAUUUCAAAGUCUGAAACAUCAGAGACUAAGCUUUAUGCCCGUUUAUACAUUUUUGCCUUUUUGACAGUUUUACAAGUUUGUAUUAAUGAAUAUGCAGUAUGUGGCACAAACUGUCGAUGAAGGUGAAUUGAUUUAACAGCUUCAGUGUGAUUUCCUGCAGAUUAAAGUCAUUGUCACAGAGCAAGAAUUAAAGCUAGACGGCCUUUCGAGUUCAUAAAAUCGAUGAAAUUUAGUUCCCUUUGAAAUUUGGUCAUUGUGAUGUAUGUUUAUUUCUGUAAUAUCUCACAAAAUAUCAGGCCAUUCUGUGGCUGGGAAGUUAUUUAAUUUGAGGGGAUUAAAGCAAAUAAUGUGCAUGAACUCGCUCGCUUCACGCAGUCAAGCAGACAGAGGAAGUCCGUAUGUGUGCGCAUGCGCAGGUUUACCUUCUUCUUCAUCGCUAAACGAACAAGCUGAUCACACUGAGGUGCUCACUGACUGCCGAUAAUUAUUAGUUUGGGCCUGCGUUUCCUUUCCUUCGUAUAUGACAUAACGUCUUUUCUUCUCGCUUUCUUUCCGUUACUGUAGUCGGUCUUUCAUGUUUCAUUCGCACACUCACGUCCUCCAUUUUUCUCUCCUGCUUCAAAUUUGUAUCCCACAAUGCCUUGUGCGAGCAGGAAAGCCCACCACGUGAUGCAUCUUGAAUUGGGUCGUGGUGAAGCAGGAAAAAAUAGCGGAGAAUUUAGGGCCACGUGGCCUUAAAUUCAUUAAUUGUUCUUUUUUUUUUAAUUAAUAAAAUUGUAAGUCUGUGAUUCGAAUCCAGUAGCUUUUGGUCCACUAAACAAAAAUAACUGGGUGUCAGGGAAAAUUCUUUUAAUGACCUACACUUGAAAAAUCUGAAAGGCAGUCUAGCUUUAAAUUUGCUCACAACCAUUGUGCCUUAGUAUGUCGAAAUGAUAUAUACAGUAUACAUAUCGAUCAGCCAUAAAAUUAAAAACCCUGACGGAUGAAGUAAAUUACACUGAUGAUCUCAUUACAGUGGCACUUGUCAAGGAGUGGGAUAUAUUAGGCAGCAAGAGAACAGUCAGUUCUUGAAGUUGAUGUGUUGGAAGCAGGAAAAAUGGGCAAGCGUAAGGAGCGACUUUGACAAGGGCCAAACUGUGAUGGCGAGAUGACUGGGUCUGAGCAUCUCCAAAAUGGCACGUCUUGUAGGGUGUUCCCGGUAUGCACUGAUUCGUACCUUCCAAAAGUGGUCCAAGGAUCCAAAGGGCAACCGGUGAACCGGCGACAGGGUCGAAGACUCAUUCAUUCGCAUGGGGCACGAAGCCUAGCCCAUAUGAUCCAAUCCAACAGAACUGCAGAAAAAGUUCAUGCUGACACCUUUCUGUUUAGUGAUUUUACCGAUCAGCCAUAAUAAUAAAACCACCCGCCUAAUAUUGUGUAGGUCCCCCUUUGUGCCACCAAAACAUCUCAGACCUGCUGAGGCAUGGAUUCACAAGAACUCUGAAGGUGUGCUGUGGUAUCUGGCACCAAGACACACACACACACACUGCUGAUUUUGUUCUCAGUAAAUCAGAACCUGAGUAUGUGAAAAGAAAUGGCCAGUACAGAAAUACAAACCAGUUCUGUAUACAAACAUUAGGUAAAUCAGUGUUGAUCUUCCACUUGUUUAAUAUAAAAUUCCUGACUGUGGCUUUAAGCAAGCUUUCAUUCUUUUCAUUCCUCUUCAUGCCUGUUCCUUUUUGGCGUGGAUGUACCAUGUCAUACUAUAAGGGUUUCCAAGAUUUUCACAUUGAGGGGGCAGCUAAGCAGCUUGAUCCUGAAAUAAAAGGUAUUCAGAGGAACUAAACAUUGUAGAGUAACUCUGAUCAUGAUGCUCCUGGAUUGACUCCUGUGUCCGUGAGAUGGAUAUUUAUCAGGUGGUCUGGGAAAACCCUUCUGGAAAACAGACAGAAACGAUGAAAACGGGUUUCUAGCAAUUUUUUUUUAAUCUACUUUGAGAUCUCUUCUUUAAAGAAACAAAUAUUUUACCAAAACAAUGUGGAAAUCUUUUUUUUUUUUUUUUAAAUUUAGGGUACUUUCUAUCCUUGCUUUGGUGAUUGCCUGAAUGUGCUCAGUCUGCUAAAGCUCCCUUAAACCACUGCUAGCUAUGCGCUAUGUAUGUCCUCAUUCCACACAAUGAAUAUCAUGCUUUGAUCAAGUUCUUCUAUAGCUACGUGCUGAAAUGAACCAGAUCACAGCUGUCAAAAUGUCCGUGAUGCUCCUGUUCCAUCACAUCAUCAGCAGCAGCAGCAGCAUCAAAACAGAGAAGAGCAUGUACACAGUGUCCAACAGAUGACAGCGGACAAAGUAAAAAUGUUUAAAUGGCCUACAAGACGUUAAUAACAAAACAGAAUUCAUCGGCGAUAUUAUAACCGCUGAUGAAAAGAGAUCGUUCGAGCGGAGAGAUGACGACGAGGCUCGUGUUUAAACACCGUGAAUGACUUUUAUCUCAAGUGAUGAAGCAGAGCCUGAUACGGAUAAUGCUCAUAAUCCAAUCGAGAUCCCUAACAUCCCUUUGUAAAUGUGUAAUUCGUCAGGAAUGCCUGUCCAUGGAGCGGAAUCAAGAAAAGAGAAAGGGAAAUAUAUUUCAGUUCGUGAAAUCUGUAUAGUAGAGUAUGUGAAAGGUUUUCCCAGGCUGCCACACAUAUCAAAUAUUAUUCUCGAGUUUGAGAGUUGGCAGGCAGUUCAGUAACUUUCCGUGUCUUUAAUUCAUCACAUCCAUUUAGUCAAAUAAAAUACUAUUAAAUCAGGACAGCAGUAUAAAAUCUGACGCACUUCCUGUACUCUCCAUCUGGGGUUUUGAUGCCUUCAUUUCAUUCCUCUUCAGGACAUUUGUAAAAUUCAGUAUUGACAGAGUUUGUCUCUGCAAAUAUAAUAAAAUUCACUCAUAAUAAAAGUGACAGUAUGUGAAAAGAUAUAAUCUAUGCAGUACAUCUAUACAACCUAUCUGUAUUUUUGUUAUUUCUGUCUUUAUAAAGGGAUUUAUGCAAGAAAUGUUAAUAAGCUUCGACUUGUUCAUCCAUAGGCUCGACUAGUAAUAAAUCUUCGAGGUGCAUGUUCUGUCUUACACACACACACGUGUUUCACAUUAAGGGGAUCUUUAAUCAUAAUGCAGUGUUUUACGUGUAGCCUUUAGUUUGUCUCUUUUUUAUUAUUUUUUAAUUAUUAUUAUUACCAAAUCUGAAAUAAUCAUGUCUUUUCUGCCAUGAAAUGUGACAUUGCUUUGUAAUGAUACUGUUUUGUUUUGUUAUGUAAAAUAUUCUUUGGUGCCAUGAGUGAUUUGUAAAGAGGAAGCGUGGAGCGGAAAUGAAAUGCAAAUAAAUAUAUAUAAGUGGUA
Neoarius graeffei (lesser salmon catfish) is the source of this 6697-nucleotide messenger RNA. RefSeq names its product signal transducer and activator of transcription 6, interleukin-4 induced (gene stat6). The transcript has 21 exons. NCBI's taxonomy places the organism in Eukaryota, Metazoa, Chordata, Actinopteri, Siluriformes, Ariidae. Gene Ontology annotation, biological process: response to peptide hormone; defense response; regulation of transcription by RNA polymerase II. The coding region runs from base 132 to 2408 and encodes 758 amino acids. Gene Ontology annotation, molecular function: DNA-binding transcription factor activity, RNA polymerase II-specific; RNA polymerase II cis-regulatory region sequence-specific DNA binding. The record is from RefSeq and is a predicted model, not a curated record.